UCAAAAGUGUUAAGUAACUUCGAGAAUAUCAAGUAACAUGGUUUAAUGUGUCUUCUCAGAUCAUAAGAUAUACUUUUUACUUAUAUAUCUAGUGAAAAUGUUCUAGCUUUGAACUUAUGUAUGUUUUAUCUUUUGUGAAUUUGAUGGUAGAUCGAUGAAGAAGAGAAGCUCCACUGGUGGCUUGAUGAAGCAGAGAAGCUCCGGUGGAGGCUCGAGGAAGAAGAGAAUCUCCGGUGGUUGAUCGAGAAGAUAAGAAGCUCCGGUGGUUCUGCGAAGACAAAGAGAGGCUUCGGUGGUGGAAAGAAAAGGAAGAGAAGCUCCUCUGCUGGAACUCGAACAUGAUGUGGUCACCAGAAGCAUUGUCGCAUGUCGGACAUCAACGGCCAUCAUCGGAGCUCCAUUUCUUCCCACGGGCAUCGUUGAGCUCCAUCGUGUUUCACUCUUUUUUUCAGGUGAAGACAGCGAAGCGUCGAGAUGCGGUUGAGGUGGGCCAUCCCGCUUUAAACCCGGUACCGCACAAGUUCAGUCCCGCAAGGCCCGCUAUUUUGCGGGCAAUGAAUCCCUAGACCCAAACCCGCCCCGCAUCAACUCCUAACGGGUCUGGCCCGCGGUCCAAUAUCCAGUUUGACAUCUCUAAACAUAAUGAACCAUAAAACAAUCAAAUCUCUAAACCCGAUUGACUUAGGUGUUUGCAGCUGAAACAACUAAACCGCAUCCACCAUGGUUUUACGUCUUUUUUUUCCCGUUCACGACUUAUGGUUUGCCCAUGCAUCUCCUUAACACUUGUUGAUGGCUGAACAUGUCUUUCUCGAAGAAUUCUUUUUUUCUAAAGGUGUAAUGAGAUCUACCGAAUCCAUAUUUUUGUGAUCUGAUGAAUUUUCUUCUUCCUCCACAUUGACCCUUUUUCUUUGAAACACAGAGAAAUUCUUCCUCCACAAUAACCAAUAAAGUAAACUUGUUAGAACCAAAAUUGGGCUCAGCUAUUCUACUACCAUCCGCCCACAAUAUAUAUGAUGAGUUAGUUGUCAAAGACUCAUCUAGAUGAGCAAUGAGUUAAGUUGCUGGUGAAUUUGAAACGCAUUGACAUGAGCUUAAAACUUAAGGUAUGAUGGUUAUUACUCGAGUUGUAUGUAUUUGUUUAUAUAUAACAAUUUCACGAUCCAGCAAGAGUAUAUAUUGCUAAUUUUAGAUCAGGUACCAGAAGUUAACUAAGAAAAUAUGAAGUAGCUCCUGCGCGAAUUAUAUUAAUACUUUUUUGAAAUAUUUUGAUACUUGAGCAGAGCUUAAAUGUUUAAUGAAAUUAUCCUCCAGGAACCACCAACAUUUCUCUAAUUUUCAAAUAUAAUCUAGCUGUUGUCAGGUGUAUAUAUAUCUGUCAGUAUGCAUAAUUAAUAGUGUCUUUUUGAGGGAAUGCAUAUAAUUUAAACACUAGAGAGAAAAACAUUAAACGUGCUCAAAACAUUAAAGAAUACUACUCCAGAUCUACCUAUAUUUUCAUUUCUUAGAUACAUAGUUUACUUUACUAUAUACCAGACAUCUUUAAUAGUCCAUCUUCAUUCGCAAACAGACAAUCACAUUCAUUGCCGUUUUACACAAGUAAACCAAAAAGCCCUAGAGAACAAAGAUGGGUGGCGUUACGCACCUCAUCGUCUUCCUCUCCAUGUUUUCCGCCAUAACUCUGAUGUCAGAAGCCCAGUACCUUCUUGCCGUCACCAAAGACGAACCCUCCAGACAAUAUUACACCACUGUCUACAUCGGAUCCGCCGCAAUGACGUCUCCCGUUAACCUCCUCAUCGAUCUCGGAACCAACCUAACGUGGCUCAACUGCCGCAAAAUCAAAUCUCUAUCAACACUUGGCCUCGUCACUUGCAAGAGCUCCACCUGCAAAUCAAUCCCCGGCAAUGGCUGCGACAGAAACACCUGUCUUUACAGGCAACCAAGGCCUCUCGGUAAAAACACCGUAGUGACCACCGGCCGUGUAGUUCAAGACAACGCCACCAUCUUCACUACAGAAGGCGGACAACCAGUCCACAUUGCCCCUUCCCGCCGCUUUACAUUCUCCUGCGCCGUCGACAAAUACCUCCAAGGCAUGGCCCCUCCCAUUGCCGGAGUUCUGGCUCUUUCUCCGGGAGAGUUUCCGUUCUGGAGACAGAUGACGUCAGCCUUUAAUGUCAUCCCGAAGUUUUCUCUCUGCUUGCCUUCUUCCCGCUACGGGUACUUCUUUAUGGGCACCCCGUCGUUGGGUGGGAAAAAAACCGUUCCGAUGACUUCGACAACGUUGAAAAUUGACUCGGGAAAAUAUCUAAUCUCCGUUAGGUCGAUCUACGUUGACGGAGUUCCAUUAACCUUGGACCCAAGUUUGCUCGAGGGCGGAGCCCAGCUCAGUACAGUGGUUCCAUUCACCGUACUUCAAACCGAUAUUUACAACGCUCUUGCUCAGUCUUUUACGCUUAGGCAACGGUAUUAUAUGACAAAACUAUUUUAUCUAAUGAUUAGUGUAUUUAAGUAUAUUAAGUCUACUAAUCUCAUCUUUGUUUGGGUUUUAAAUUUGUUUUCACAGAAUAUAGGAAUGACUCAGACCCCAGGAGGACAUGCGCCAUUUAAACACUGCUUCGGAGAAGGCGCUUCCGGUAGGAACAUGGAUGUGUCGGUGAUGGAAAUUGGGCUGCCAGGGAAUGGAAAGGAGGUGAAGUGGAGGUUUCAAGGUGCGAAUAUGAUGGAGAGAGUAUCAGAGACGGUUAUUUGUUUGGCGUUCGUCGACGGAGGAAAGAAACCUAAUGAGUCCAUGGUCAUUGGGACACAUCAGCUUCAAGACUACUUGGUCGAAUUCGAUUUAAGCACCACACAAAUGGCUUUUAGUGACCCACUCAUACUCCAUAACACUAACUGUUCCACGUAGCCUUCCAAGAAAUAAAAUCAAUCACACAUGACACUAAGAGAUCCUCUUUGCUCAUUUCAGCUUUUACUUGUGUUCCAAUCAAAAUUUGUAAUAAAACUAUCCACAUUUUCUUUUAAAUGUAUUGUUUGUUUUUCCUUUGUUAUAAUUUAAUAUUUGCCUAACGUUUAAGAAUUUCGCACAUUUAUUAAUAAUUGUGAAACUUGCAAAAAAAAUGUUGUCUUUACAAAAUUUAGAUAUGAAAAUUCAGAUAUAUUAAUAAUUUAGUUUUAUUCUCUUUUUCAACCUUUUUAUUAUCUACUUACUACUCUAUUUAAACCUCGGUCAUAUACAUCAUCUAUCUGAUUUUAUUGUUAUUUUUUUAAUUAAUCUGGAAAUAUCUCAAGUGUACGAAAAAGAUGAGACUAAUAUCUAAAUGGAGGUAAUUCAAGGAUGAACUUUCUCUUCAAACAUUCAAAUGAAGCCUAAAAGAUGAUUUUGUAUAUAUGGCCACAAAAUGAAUUGUAACGAGAUAUUUUCGAACUCAAAUUGCUUAACUCGCAAAAGUUCGUCUACCACUACCACUAGACUACCAUUUCGUAAUUAUCUAUCUGAUCUUAUUUUAAAAUAAAUAAUUUAAAAAUGGAUACUAAUUUCAUAGUAAAUAACAAAAGUAGAAAACUUCUAAAGAAAUUUAUACAACACUGGCUUCUUUGAUCAACUUGUUCCACUCUUUAUCAUCUUAACCCUACAUACUUCCCUAGUGACCGGGGAAAAAAACAAACAAACAAACCCACCGUUUUUACUUCCGUUGAUCAAAGACAAAGCCACGAGUCUCUACUACACAAUCCUUGACCUCGUAAACAACAGCCACUCUCCUCUGACAAAUUUCAUAGUAGGGUAUCAAUUCGGUCUGGCUCAGCCCGGCCUAAAUCUGCUAAGCGCGCAAAUAUUUGACCUCGUCCCGGCCUAGUCUCUUAUAGGAUUAUAAGGCUUUUCAGAUUUUUUGGGAUUUUCGAAAAAUAAUUUAUUAUUGUCAUUUCUAUCAUGUAUUAAUACAUGUGACCGCCACCGACCGUGUCGUUCCAGACAAGGCCACCAUCUCCACCAACGUCUCUUUCAGCCCCCUUCACAUUCUCCGUGUCCUCGAGAAACACAUCCAAGGCCUUACCUCCCCGAUCCCCGGAGCUCUUGGUCUUUUUCCGGGAGAUUUUCUGUUGACAGGUGAACACGGCGUUUAACAUCAUCCCGAACAAUGCUCUUGCUAGUGCAUUUACGCGAAAGGCAACAGUAUUAAAAACAUAUCCAGUUAAACUCUAAAUUUGUCUUUUUAAUAGCAUUUAAAAUCAUAUCUAAUACCACUCACUUCUAUUUCUACCUAUAACAUAGAGAUUGUUAGCAUAUUUUCAUAUUUUCCUCUUGAAUGAAAUACAUAGAAAUAUAUUAUACCUCUAUUAUAGAUAUCUUUUAUUUUAGAAGAAAAAGAAACAAAAUAUAUUUGAUAUUUGAUAUGAUCUGAAUAACCAACUUUUUAACUGAUUAACAAAUAAAAGUUUUUUUGUAGAACAUGUUUUUUUUGUAUAACGUGUUUGGCUUCAAAUUUGUUUUCACAGGAAAUAGGAAUGUUCGAGUUCCCAGUAAGUACUGCUCCAUUCCACUACUGCUUCGAACAAGGCGCUUCCGGGAUAAACAUGGAGGAGUUGUUGAACGUGCCGGUGAUAGAGAUUGGGAUUCCAGGGAAUGGAAGGGAGGUGAAGUGGAGGUUUCAUUGUAAGAACACGGUGGAGAGAGUGUUGGAGACGCUGAUUUGUUUGGCGUUCGUCGACGGAAGAAAUAAACCUAAUGAGUCGAUGGUCAUUGGGACACAUCAGCUUCAAGAUUAUAUGGUCGAAUUUGAUUUGAGCACCACGCGUCUGGCUGUUAGUGAUUCACUCUUGUUCCAUAACUAGCUGCUCCACAUGAUGAGGUUAAGAUAUCGUCUUUGACAUUUUAGCUUUCAUUUGUGUUCCAAUCAAAAAUUUGAAUAAAGCUAGGCUGUAACUGGUUUACAUGUUGAUGAAUUAAUGGAAUAACAUGAAUGAAAUGUAGGGAAAAAAUAGAAUAUAUCAAUUUCAUUCAUUCUUUAUCACUUUUUCUCUUUGAAAUAGAAAAAAUGGAAUAACAUGAAUAAUUCUCUUUGUAAUUUGUCUAUUUAUUUUGGGAAUUAAUGGAAUGGCAAUUUCAUUCCAUUCAAGAUAAGUGGUGAAAUGGUGUUUGGAAUAAUGGAAUAAACCAUUCCACGCUAUUUCAUUCUAAAUAAUAUUUAAUAAUCCAGUUGCACCCAAAGUAAUCAGUUUCCUCCUAAAUCGUAUCGUUUAUUUUCAUCUGCUGUUCUUUCAGCAUGUUGGCUUUUAUAUCUUGUAUGUUGAACAAUUUCUUUAUUUUUGGAGAGUAAACUUUAAUUUAUGAAACUAGUUUGACCAAAAAAAGAAUCAUCAUCACUUCAAUUAUAUUUACGCAAGGUCCAUGUUUUGCUAGAAAGAUACCAAGGAUCAUCUUUGUCAAAAAAAAGAUACCAAAGAUCAUUUACGUGAUUACUAUAAUACACCAUCACGAUUGUCCAGGCUUUGCUAGAAAGAUAUCAAGGAUCAUUUACAUCGUUGUUGUUGUUUUAAUGAUAUUAUUGUCCACAAUGUGUUUUUUGUUUUCCUAAUCUCACAAACAACAUUACAAAAUUUCUAAUGUGUUUUAGGCUCCACAUUAACUUGAAACGAAUUGACAUGAAGCUUAAAUUUAACGUACGAUGGUUAUUGCCUACUCGAGUUGUACCUUAAAUGUAUUUGUUUAUAUCUAUUUUCACAAUCCAUCAAGUCCAAUGUUGCUAGGGCUUUGAGGGCUUUGUAAGAUUAUAAAGUAUCUAAAACUUCUUUUUCAUCAAUCAGGUUUUUUUAAAGAUUAACUGCUCUAAAGUCAUCAUAAGUUUUUUUUUCCUCUUUUGGUUCCAAAUAGUGACCAAGGGAAUGAGUAGGAAUAGCUCAUUCAUUAGCAUUCUUUACAAUUUUCACCAUUUACAAGGAAUGUUUGUUACCUAUGAUUCUUUAACAUUCCUUAAGAUUUAAAGAAUAAAAGAUUACAAUUAUUCCUUGACAAAUUAGGAGAGGAAUAGAUUUUUCUUUUAUUUUAUUCUCUUUCAUUUUUUUUUCCUAUUUCUUCUAUUCCUUUUAUAGUUAUCAGUUAGACCCUUUGUGUUUUUUUUUUCUAAAGCCAACAAUACUUGACUUUUGCAACUUCUUUUUCUUUUUUUCUUUUUUUCACUAAAAAUAUUUUUUUUCUCCUUCUUUUAUAACUAAAUCACUUAUCUAAGUUUGUAACAAUUUUAUUAAAAUUUAAAAUUGACAAAUUAAUCAUUGAAUUUUUUUUCUUGUUCAUUUGAAAUCCAUAUUGUUCCAAACUUCUAAAAUUUUAACUAACAAUCUUUUUUUAAUAAAACUUAAACUUACCGCCAAAGUCUUAAUAGCCAAAUUUUCUACGGCCAUAAUUCUAAAGCCAAAACCUAAAGCAAAACAGAGAUGAGAUAGUGUGAUAAAUUAACGCACAUGCAAGGAGACAACUUCUCUGAAACAGUUGAAUAAGAUCAGUCAAGAAGCUAGACCUUAAUACACCCGUAGCGUUUUCCCUAUCACAUGAGAGACAAGUGAAAGAUGUUUCAUCCCGCUGAAGCUUCUUUACGCAUUUGGAGCAUCCAAUAUAGCACCAUCCCUUCUCCGACUGAAGACUGGUCACCUCGGCCUUGCACAGAAACUCAAUAUUCUGAGACCAAUAAGAAUGUUCGUAAAAUUAGAAGAAACACACGGAAUAAAAGAUUUUUCUUGGAAUAAUUUAACCUGUGGGUCAGCGGCAAGGACAUAUUGGUUCAGUUCAGCAACAGUCAAGGGCUCGAUUUUCUGAGCAGAGACCACUUCUGAUUUAGAAGAGCUCGCAUUGGCUCCAUCACCAACCAGCCUAGCGUGCAAACAACACGCAAGAGAAAUCAGUUGAAAACAAUGAUAAACCAAUGAGGUGAACUAUAUCAAUCUCAGCAUAAAACACUUACCUUUCAUAAUGCUCUUUUCCAGCUGAUGUUUCACAGUCGAAAUAAAAGUGGGUACCAAACGUAGCGUUGAGAAAAAGCUUCCCUGAAAGUGAAAAGUGCGUAAGUGGACCGUUCUAAUGAAGGGUUCCUAGGUGAAAACACGUAUCUUACCUCCAACAACUUUGGGAUUGAUGCUUGUAAAGAGUAUAACCUUUGGCUUAGAGAUGUGCUCGUCAAACUUAGUUUGGAAAGUUACAGCACGAUCAUCAAACAUACUGACACAAACAUUGACAUCCCUGAUGCAAUUUGAUGUCGUGAUAGCAACAAAGACGAUGACAAUUACUGGAUAAACAAAUAUACAGCUUACCCUUCCAAACGCAGAGUCACCAUUACAUGAUGAGGACCGAUCGUGCUCCUGACGGAACUUACUUCACCAACGAUAUCUUGAAUAAUUUUAAAACAAACAAACGUUAAUAGAGUUGAAAAAAGGCAAUUGGAUAAGUUUAUUAGUACAGAAGAGAUAUACCUGGGAGUUCUCUGUUAGUGUUUGCCAAUGUCAGAAGCUGUUCAUGGCUGCAAAACCUGAAUAACUCAGUCGGAAUGUCCUUGUCCGAGUCAGUUUUUGUUUCCAAAAAAGUUCCAUCAUUGAAGCGUAUGGACACCUGAGAGUCAGAGAGUCGGAAUUUUGGGUUAGCUCGUGCGACGUCGAAACCACUGAGAGAGUAAACGGAGCCUUCACUGAGCCGCCUCCGGAAAGUGUCAACGCGGCUUGAGUUGAUGCUCCCGUGUAUCAGCGUAGGCUGCCACGAGUCAAGAAUAAACCAAACAAUUAAACACCUAGGUCUAACUGACAGAAAUAAGAAACAGAACACUAUCGGAUUUACCUGUUCAUCGAGGAGAAGCAUGUCAAGGCUCAUAAGCUCUCCAUCUUUCCUGACGUUGCGAGCUUCCCAGAACCUCAAAAGAUGCACUUCAGCGGUGUUUGAACAACGGCCUGCUCCAAAAUUAGCGAGAAGAACAUAAAAAGACAUAUCGGAAGGUGUGCGUCGGAUUGCUUAAGCUAUAAAUCUCAAAGCUGUAGAUCCUCAUAGCUCCAAGACACACUUAUUUAUAGCGACACCUUCGAUCUGUUACAAACGCGGGUCGUCAGUGAGAGUAAAUGAGAUGGAGUGGGAAGAGAGGUGGGGUACAGCUUGAUGACCAAAUUAAAGAUCGAUUUCAAUGAGAAGCAAUACGUUACAGUGAGGAGCCGAAAUCGGAGACGAUGGAAAGAGGACGGCGAAGAUCGCAAUCUCGAAGAGACACCGAACCCUAACCACAAACGGGCUUGGGAUAUCAUUAAGGCCCAGUAAAUCAUUAGAAAGCCAAUAAAUGAAAAACGAAAUCCCCUCCCUGAAUCAAAGUUUCACGCGGAAAAAACAAAAUCCCCUCCCUCUUCGACACGUGUCAACAAAACGAACAGUGGUCUGCUAACGUAGCUUCACCUUGAGCCUUUCUAAGACCACCUCCAUCGGUAGAUCUAGGAGGAGGUCCUAAAGUAAUAAAGGCAAAAAUUUAAAUAAAAAAUGUUGUUAUUAGCCAGGAGCGCUCCUCAAUUAGGUGAGUUUAGGAUUGUUAAAGACCCCCGACGUGGCAGCAUAGUAUUGGCGUCGCUCAUUUUAGACGAAAAGAAACAAAAGGCGUGUCUCUCUCUUUCGGUCGCUGCUCUUUCUCAUCUUCGAUAUCAUCAAAGUCUCUCCGCGAUUGAUUCAGUCAAAUUCUCCAAAGCUUGAUGAUGUUUAAUUCGUUUGCUCGUCGUCGAUUGUGACUUUCUCUUGUUCCAUUUCUGGUCUCCCUUAGCUUCUGGUCUCUCUCCCUCGUCGGUUCCGUCGAAUUCUUCAACGACGAAGACGUUCAAUUUGUUUCUUUCUUCGGCGAUGUUCUCCUCCAGAGCCGGGCAUGCAAUCACCAUAAAGGUUCAGUUUGAUUUAUUUAUUUGUUCCCGUGAAUAGAAUUCCUUUGAUUAUAAUCCAAUUUUUUUGUUUUGAUAAUGAUAUUUUUUUGUUUUCAAAUCGCGAGGAACGGACUACGGAGACGAUAAUGAACAGAGUUAAACAGGCAAGUCAUCGACGGAGGUUGUCAGGUGUGAGAAGUAUCUUCCGACAACUGUGGUUACGGUUUUGGUUGUGGAAUGGGAUGAUUCAACUCGCCAAAUUACAGAGGCAAGUUAUUAUUUGAUGUUUUAAAGAUUCCUUGUUUGUCUUGAUUUUGAAGUUUCAGUAGACUCUAGUUUUGAUUCAAAACAGUUGAUUGAUUAAUCUUCAUUGUCUUAAUUUGUUCCAAGUUUCGUUCUUCUGUUUUAAUGUUGUAAUACGAAGUUAGUUGUAAUUAAACCAGAGUCUUGGGUUUUGAUUUGAUUAGCUGCGUGGGAGACAGAAAAGGAGAAGACACAUAGCAUUGAAGAAGACAGAGGUGUUGCAGGGAGCAACAAGAUACGGAUGAAACUUCAUCAAACUUGUCAAACCAACUCUCUUUAAAUUCAGAGGUAAGUAGACAAGACAAUCCUUUAAUGCUGGUUUAGACAUUGUUUGUGUUGGAAUUAAAGGGACUUUAGGAUUGUUUACUUGGUUGUUUUAUAAUUAGGUAGAUACGUUGACUUUCUUGGUUGGUUUAGUUUUAGUUAGAUACAUUGAUGGCCAUUUACCCGUAACACCUACAAAACUCUCAUUAUGUUUGCUUUAAAAAGCGACCAACUCUCCUUUUCUGAAUUCAUAUCUCUACUCUUUUCAUAGUUCUUUUCAUAAAACAGAAGAAGCUCUCUUUCUCCUUUGUUAAUUCCUCUCCUUCGCAAUGGAUCCUUUUAGUGAACCUUGUAGCUUCCAAAACCUCCUAAACAGUCAACAACCACAAACCUCUUUCUCCUUUGCCAGUCGUGAACCGAGUAUUGAAGUCUCUGCCCCGGAUGCGUCUGUCUUUGGUACUGGAUGGCCUGAAGAUGCAAACGAAGAUGCAUACCUCGUGGCUGACCGUAAAGAAAGGAGGAAAUGGUCACCAACUGAAGACAAGGUGCUCAUCAGUGCUUGGUUGAAUACCUCAAAAGAUCCUCUCGUGGGAAAUGAGCAGAAAGCAAUUGCGUUUUGGAAACGAAUUGCUACUUAUUUUGGUUCAAGUCCACAGCUUGCUGGUUUGCAAAAGAGAGAGCCAUCUUGCUGUAAAUCGAGGUGGGGGAAGAUUAAUGAGGGCGUGUGCAAGUUUGUUGGCUCCAAUGAUGCGGCAACGAAGCAAAAAUCCAGUGGCCAGAGUGAGGAUGAUGUUUUGAAGAUGGCUCAUGCAAUAUUCUUCAAUGAUUACAAGAGCAAGUUCACACUUGAGCAUGCUUGGUUGGAGCUUAGGUAUGAUCAAAAAUGGUGUGGAGCUCUAACCAGUAAAGAUAAUGUGAACUCUAAGAGAAGAAAGCUUGAUGGCCAUUCAGCACAAUCAUCAACGUCAGUGCCGUGUAGCCUUGGAGGAGAUGAACCAAUGGCUCGGCCUGUUGGUGUCAAAGCUGCAAAGGGCAAAGGUAAACAGGCUGUGAGCAAGGCUAAGACUUCUGAAGAAGAAGGGAAGGCGUGUGUGGACUUUCAAAACAUGUGGGAGAUAAGGCAAAAGGACUUUGCCUUGAAAGAUAAGCAUGACAAGCACAAGUUGUUGGAGGGCCUAAUUGCCAAGACAGAGCCAUUAACUGAACUAGAGAUUGCUUUGAAAGAUAAGCUUAUUACCGAGAUGUUAGCAAGUUAGUUUGAGUUUAUGUAUCUUAACCUUGGUCCUUAUCACGAGUCUGUAUGAAAUGCAAUUUAGUUUGGUUCUCCUUAUCACGGGUCUGUAUGCAUUUGUUUAUGUUCUGGUCAAGUUUGUAUGAAAUGCAAGUUAUGUUUCUCGAGUCUGUAUAAUAUGCAAGUUUUAAUGUAUAAUAUUGGUUUAUGAAAUGCAAGUUAUGUUUAUCUUCAUUGCUCAAGUUUCAAGUUUCAAGUUAGUUUGGUACUCCUUAUCACGAGUCUGUUGUUUUUUCUUGUUACUGAUUGUGUAGUAGCAUGUAACUGAUGCUCAAUACGUUUGUAAAUGAUGGUUAGGAUUGUAACUGAUUGUGAUAAGAGAUGGCUCGUGUUGUAACUGAUUGUGACAAGAGAUGGCUCGUCUUUUGGUUUUGCAGGACAAGAGGACAAGAAAGAAGUCAGUAGCAUGUGAAGCCAAGAAAGGGGUGGCAUGUGACACCCAAGUGCAGCCAAGAAGAAGCCAGUGGCAUGUGACAAACAAGAAGAAGUCAGUAGCAUGUGACACCAAAAGACAAAAAGAAGAAGUCGUAGCAUGUGAUACAAAAGUGCCAUAUGUUUCCUUUUUUCCUAUAUAAUGACCUGAUGUUAUCAAAAACAUAUUGUGCCAUACGUUUUCUCUAAGUAAAGAUUUGAGUUACUUUGCCUCUCUUACCAUUUCUCUCUUACCAUUUCUCUCUUGCCAUUUCUCUCUUUCCAUUUCUCUCUUGCCAUUUCUUUUUAAAAUGGCUCCUUCUUCCUCGGAUAAUUUUGAAGACAUGAUGGAUGAAACAUUUGAUCAACUUUUUGAGCAACAAUUCGAACAAUUUUGCAGUCACCAUGAUGAUCGUCAACAAGCAUCAAGGUCCAAAAAAAAGAGAGCCUACAUUGAAAGACAACGAGAGCAAGGACACAUGCAGUUAUGGAACGAUUAUUUUAGUGAAGAGGCAACCUAUCCUUCUCACAUGUUUCGACGUCGGUUUAGAAUGAACAAGUCUUUGUUCAUGCGUAUUGUUGAUCGACUCUCCGCUGAAAUCUCAUACUUUCAACAAAGAAGAGAUGCUACUGGAAGGUUCGGUCACUCUCCAUUACAAAAGGCAACGGCAGCAAUUCGUAUGAUGGCAUAUGGUUGCGCAGCUGAUGCCGUAGACGAAUACCUCCGACUUGGUGAGAGCACCGCGCUUUUAUGCUUGGAACAUUUUGUUCAAGGAAUCUUAAAUUUAUUUGGAGAUGAGUAUCUGAGAAGACCCACACCAGAAGAUCUUCAACGACUACUCGAUAUUGGAGAGUUACGCGGAUUUCCCGGGAUGAUAGGAAGCAUUGAUUGUAUGCAUUGGGAGUGGAAGAAUUGUCCGACCGCAUGGAAAGGUCAAUAUACACGUGGAUCAGGAAAGCCAACAAUUGUUUUAGAGGUUGUAGCUUCACAAGAUCUCUGGAUAUGGCACGCAUUUUUCGGACCUCCAGGUACAUUAAACGAUAUUAAUGUUCUUGAUCGAUCACCAGUUUUUGAUGAUAUAUUACAAGGUCGAGCUCUAAAAGUUAAUUAUAUUGUCAAUGGACACCAGUACCACUUAGCUUACUAUCUCACAGAUGGUAUUUAUCCAAAAUGGGCUACUUUUGUCCAGUCUAUUUCACUUCCACAAGAUCCGAAAGCAUCUUUAUUCGCAAAACAACAAGAAGUUGUACGUAAAGAUGUCGAGCGGGCUUUUGGGGUAUUGCAAGCUCGAUUCGCCAUAGUCAAAAAUCCAGCUCUUUUGUGGGAUAAAAUCAAGAUUGGAAAGAUAAUGAGAGCAUGUAUCAUUAUGCAUAAUAUGAUAGUAGAAGACGAACGAGAUGGAUACAGUCAGUUUGAUGUAUCAACUUUCACACAACCAGAAUCAAACCGAAGUUCACAAGUGGAUUUGGACUUCUUAUCGAAUCAGCCUUCAAAUCUCGGGAAUAUGAUGAGUAUUCGGACCCGAAUCCGUGAUCCCCAAAUACAUCACCAAUUGAAAGCUGAUUUGGUUGAGAAUAUUUGGGAAAAAUUUGGAAUAAAUUAAGAUUAGUAUUUGUAAUUUCAAUUUGUUGUAUUGUCUUCUUUUAAAAUAAAUUUAUGUUUUUUCAUAUUAUGAAAUUCAA
Messenger RNA from Brassica napus (rape), 12811 nucleotides. RefSeq names its product probable aspartic proteinase GIP2. Gene Ontology annotation, biological process: proteolysis. Gene Ontology annotation, molecular function: aspartic-type endopeptidase activity. The transcript has 3 exons. The record is from RefSeq and is a predicted model, not a curated record. The coding region runs from base 1625 to 2899 and encodes 424 amino acids. NCBI's taxonomy places the organism in Eukaryota, Viridiplantae, Streptophyta, Magnoliopsida, Brassicales, Brassicaceae.